CCUAUAUAAGCCUCAUUCUCAUCUCGCUCCCAAAACCCUAGAACUCACCCCCCUCCGCCGCCGCCGCCGCCGCAGCACCGCCGCUCGCCAUGGGUAUCGACCUCGUCGCCGGCGGCCGGAACAAGAAGACCAAGCGCACGGCGCCCAGAUCCGAGGAUGUCUACCUCAAGCUCAUCGUCAAGCUUUACCGCUUCCUGGUGCGGAGGACCAAGAGCCCGUUCAACGCCGUGAUCCUGAGGCGGCUCUUCAUGAGCAAGACCAACCGCCCACCGCUCUCGCUCCGCCGUCUCGUCAGGUUCAUGGAGGGCAAGGAGAACCAGAUCGCCGUGAUAGUUGGCACCGUUACGGACGACAAGAGGGUCUACGAGGUGCCGGCGAUGAAGGUGGCCGCGCUCAGGUUCACGGAGACCGUGAGGGCCCGCAUCGUGAAUGCUGGCGGCGAGUGCCUUACAUUCGACCAGCUGGCGCUCCGUGCUCCUCUGGGCCAGAACACGGUUCUCCUGAGGGGUCCUAAGAAUGCUAGGGAAGCAGUGAAGCACUUUGGUCCUGCACCUGGAGUGCCACACAGCAACACCAAGCCUUAUGUGCGGUCGAAGGGAAGGAAGUUUGAGAAGGCAAGAGGAAGGAGGAACAGCAAAGGCUUCAAGGUCUAAGUUAUUGCCUGUUAUUCAUGUGCUUGCACCAAAUGGGCUACAUAUCUCUUGUUUGAGUUUCCGAAUUUCUUGUGUUGUUGCUCAAGUGCCAGGAUCAACUAAAUUUUGCUCGAAUGUUAUGCACUUCGAAUCAGAAAAUUGCAGAUGUUGUCAGCACGUUAG
This is a messenger RNA of Oryza brachyantha (malo sina), 815 nucleotides long. RefSeq names its product 60S ribosomal protein L18-3-like. The record is from RefSeq and is a predicted model, not a curated record. Gene Ontology annotation, molecular function: RNA binding; structural constituent of ribosome. NCBI's taxonomy places the organism in Eukaryota, Viridiplantae, Streptophyta, Magnoliopsida, Poales, Poaceae. The transcript is spliced from 5 exons. The coding region runs from base 90 to 653 and encodes 187 amino acids. Gene Ontology annotation, cellular component: ribosome; cytosolic large ribosomal subunit. Gene Ontology annotation, biological process: translation.